This is a messenger RNA of Eruca vesicaria subsp. sativa (arugula), 234 nucleotides long. The record is from the annotation of a GenBank genome assembly. Lineage: Eukaryota; Viridiplantae; Streptophyta; Magnoliopsida; Brassicales; Brassicaceae.
AUGGAGAAAAAAUUGAGUGUGACGAUGAUGGUGUUCGUUUUGGUGGUGAUGGCGGCCACUGGAGGAGAAGCAAUAAAUCAUAUAUGUACAUUUAAAUGUGUAAUUCUCUGCAAAGAUAUUGAGUUCAAAACCCCGUGCUUCCAACUAUGUAUGUCAGGCUGCGAACAAAAACUCCACUCAACUAAACCAUACUCGCAGAUAAAGACAGGAGAGAUGGAAGAAAUGAGAGGAUAA